This is a messenger RNA of Equus quagga, 4540 nucleotides long. RefSeq names its product zinc finger protein OZF-like. The record is from RefSeq and is a predicted model, not a curated record. Bases 635 to 2143 code for a protein of 502 amino acids. Gene Ontology annotation, biological process: regulation of transcription by RNA polymerase II. The transcript is spliced from 4 exons. Gene Ontology annotation, molecular function: RNA polymerase II cis-regulatory region sequence-specific DNA binding; DNA-binding transcription factor activity. Lineage: Eukaryota; Metazoa; Chordata; Mammalia; Perissodactyla; Equidae.
GCGCGAACUACAUUACCCGGAAGGCACUGCGCCGGGUGCCGGCAGCCCUGGGCCCCGGAGGGCUCAGGAGAGAGGCGUUUCCGUGCGAAAGGAGGGCGUCUGGGCGGGCCUUCUGGUGUCGUCCUUGGGCGACGUCUUGUAACCUCGUUUUUGUGCGCCGGUCGGAGGCUUCGGGUUGCUGGACUGCCUGGGGUCACGGGCCGGGAGAGCGCCGUGUUCCCUGCUCGGAGGCGCGUCAGGCUCGGCGCGGCGCGGCCCCGGGCUGACCCGGUCGCGGGGCCCGGCUGGGGGCGGCGGCGCCUGGGCCCCCGCCCUCUCGCCCGCGUCUCCGGGCCGCGCUCCCCAGGGACGCCGGCGGUGGCGGCCGCGCGGGCUCCGGUGACUGCCGCGCCCUCCGGCCCGCGCUUCCUGUGCUGCGUCGGCGGUUACGGUUUCGUGUUUUCGCUCCUGUGAGCGCCUCUUAACGUUGUCUGUAUUGGCCCUAGUCGUUUGGUCUUCGGAGCUUGGAGUCUGAGCGCGCGGCCCCGACGGCCGGGCUGAGAGCUGGAGGAGCGUGUGACCCCGCGGGCGGGCGGGCGGGGCCGCGGCGCCGGCGUCGCCGGUGUCGCAGGUUCCGCUUUCAGCAGAAGCACUUAUGGACCCUGCACUGGGCUCUGUGACCUUUGAGGAUGUGGCUGUGUACUUUUCCCAGGAGGAAUGGAGGCUUCUUGAUGAGGCUCAGAGACGUCUGUACCGUGAUGUGAUGCUGGAGGUCUUCGCACUUGUUGCCUCACUGGGUUGUUGGCAUGGAGCGGAGGAUGAGGAGGUACCUUCUGAGCAGCGUGUUUCUAUAGAAGUGUCACAAACAAAUAUUCCAAAGGCAGAUCUAUCCAUCCAAAGGUCCUUUCCCUUGGAGAUGUGUCACCUGGACUUGAACGGUGAUUUGCAUCCAGCUGAGGACCUGGGAACAAACCCUGAGCAGAAACUGUGUGGGGCAUGUGGGAAAUUUCACCGGCACAGAAACUGGCUCGGUGGAGAGAAACUCUUCAGGAGGAACAUGGUCAGGGCCUCUUGUAUGAAGAGCUGUGUCGUCCAUGUGUCAAAGAAGCCCCUCAUAUACUGGGAGGCUGGGAAGGACUUCCCUGAUAACUUGAACCUUCUCCAGCACCAGGUUGUUCAUAGCCAGGGGAAGCCACAAAAGGACACUGAGUGUGCAGAGGCCUUUCACAUUGGGCAGAGGCACUAUAAGUGCAGUGAAUGUGGGAAAGCCUUCUGCCGCAAAUACAGACUUGCUCAGCACCUGAGAAUCCACACUGGAGAAAGGCCUUAUGAGUGUAGUGAAUGUGGGAAAACCUUUAGCUACAAACACAUACUUGUUCAGCACCAGAGAGUCCAUACUGGAGAAAGGCCUUAUGAGUGCAGCGAAUGUGGGAAAGCCUUCAGCAACAAACCUACUCUUGUUCGGCACCAGCGAAUUCACACUGGAGAAAGGCCUUAUGAAUGCAGUGAAUGUGGGAAGUUCUUUAGCCAAAGUUCCAGCCUUAGUGAACAUCAGAGACUUCACACUGGGUCACGGCCUUAUAAAUGCGGUGAAUGUGGAAAAUUCUUUACCUCCAACUCCAAUCUAAUUAAACACCGGAGGGUUCACACAGGAACAAGGCCUUAUGAAUGCAGUGAAUGUGGGAAAUUCUUUAACCAAAGUCCCAGUCUCAUUAAACAUCAGAGAAUUCACACUGGCGAGAGGCCAUAUGAGUGUAGUGAAUGUGGGAAACUUUUCAGCCAAAGCUCUACUCUCAUUAAGCACCAGAGAGUUCACACUGGAGCAAGGCCUUAUAAGUGCAUUGAAUGUGGGAAACUUUUUAGCCAAAGAUUUGGCCUCACUCAACACCGGAGAGUUCACACUGGAGAUAGACCAUAUGAGUGCAGAGAAUGUGGAGAAUUCUUUAGCCAAAGCACCCAACUUACUCAGCACCGAAAAAGUCACACCAGAGAAAGACCUCAUGAGCGCAGCAAAUGUGGAAAAGUCUUCAGUCAAAGGUCUGCUCUGAUUGAGCACCAGAAACUUCACAACCCAGAUAGACCUUAUGAGUGCAGCGAAUGUGGGAAAGUCUUCAGCCGAAGGUCUAACCUCAUUCAACACCAGAAAGUUCACACUGGAGAAUAGGCCUUAGAAUGAGAUGGGGAUGGCAGGGAAUGAGCUGUCUCCCUAUUUUAAUACAACAUGCUGGAGAGCCUUUAUGAGGGAGCCAUCAGCUGGAAGUUGAAUGCGAUACAUCUGAACAGCCAUAGUGUGGAGAUGACCUGUGACUGCCAAGUUUGUAGGAAGCUUUUAAGGAGCCAUGUUGCCCUUUCUAACCUCCCCAGGAUCCUUGCCAGAUUUAUGUCGCUGCCGUUUCUGUGAUAGAAGCCAUCUUACCUCUCCCAAGUGGCAGAUUCACACUUUGUGUGUCAGUCACCUCAGUGUGAUCAGGAUAGGUAGAGCUCCGCUCUCCCAUCCCCUGGAGGAAAGCAUGAAUAACAUGAGCCCUUGGGUGUCGUCAUUCUCUUCCAACUGGCUAGGACAUGGACCUAACAAGCUUUGAAGACCUAAUUUGGGUUCUGCUGGUGGCUUGUGAAGGUUUGGGUUCAUGUGAUGCUCAUAAUUUUAUUGGUCUCCAAGUCACCCUGUCUGGGGACUAUCUGCCUCAGUUUGCUCUGGUUUGUGCAGUAAUAAAGGCUUUGUUUAAGCCAACUUUCUUGGAGUUUCCAUUCACUGGUGGAGUAGGGUUGAGAACAGAAUUGGACUCUACCAGGAUAAAGAGGUGAGCAGAUUUUGUGGGUGUUCCAAACUGUAUGCCCCACUGGGGAUAGUAUUAUGGCAGAGAAUGAUUUUCACUCCAGUUUUGGCCUAAUUUGCAUUGUUGUCUAAGGCAUCCAUGUGACCCAGAUGUCAGAAUUUUUGUGGGUCCUGAGAGGGCAGUAAUGCAAACUACUAGGACUUUUUUGAGCAGUGUAAAUUGAUUCUCUUUUUCAUGUGGGAUGUCACAUAAUGUCCCCAGCACUGUUGAACAGUUGCUCUCUAGGGCCUGCAAAAGAGCCAUGUGCCAUAUUGUCCAGAAUUUGGCAGGGUGGUGUCACUGAUUCUUAGAUUCCAGGCAUCAGGUGGGAACUGCAUUUGGUAUAGAAACACUGGGUGAGUCAAUAGGGAGUGAGAGAGACUAGCAGACUAGAGGAGAUGUGCCUGUUCUAAAGUUGCAGCUACAAAUGUUCCUUAUGGCUGUUGAGGAUAAACUUUUUGCAGAAAUUCUCAGGAGCUACAGGGCUAUUUCUAUCCUAUGGCCACAAUUGCUGCCAGACCAAAUAAAUGUAAAAAGACACUUAGGAUUCCCAUUGCAUCUCCAAAUUGUUCAUCUCAAGGCCAUUGCUGCAAAGUUAAAAAUAAAAAGGACUGAGUGGAAAUUCUGUAGUCCAGGUAUGUGAUUUUUAUGACCCAGACAGAGUUCCUGGGUAACUUAAGUAGAAACAUCUUUCGUUGCUUGCCAGUCUUUGUUGAUACUGCAGCAGAACUCCCCUCCCAUGAGGUGGAGGGAGAGUGUGGAGUAACACUUAGGGCUGCCAAAUUUCUACUUCUCCAAAAAUGAGGAGUUUCAGAUUUUUAUGUGAAAUCAUUUCUGUUCAAACUUUAUUGAUUUAUAAAUUGGCAUGCAGUAAACUGAACAUAUUUAAAGUGUACAGCUUGGUAGGUCUUAACAUAUAUAAACGCAUGAAACUAUCAUCAUAAUCGUCAGUGAAUGUGUCCAUCACUCCCAUGUUUAUCUUGUGACCACUCUCUCCCUGCACUCUGAGGAAACCAUUGAUUUACUUAUACAGUUAGAAUAAUUGGAAUCUUAAUGUGUUUUGCUCAUUCUGUUAUGGUGCAUAAUUAUUUUGAGAAUCAUCCAAGUUGCAAAUGUGAAUUUUUUUAUUCUUGAAAAAUAUUCUGAUUGGAUAUACCACUAUUUGUUUAUCCAUUCAUCUAGUAAUGGACAAAUGGGGUUUUUGGAUCCGUUUCCAGUUCGGCUUUCACAAAAAGGCUUACCAUGAAUACAUACAUACAAUUCCUUAUAUGAAUAUGUGGCUUCAUAUUUUUUGUUUUAAAACCUAGGAGUGUAAUGCCCGAGUCAAAAGAUAGAUGAAUGUUUAGCUUUUUAAAGAAAUAGGCCAAACUUUCUAAAAUGGUUGUACCCUUUGACAUUCUACCAACACUAGAGGAAAGUCUCAGUUCCCCCAUAGCCUCACCAGUGCUUGGUAUGCUCGGUCUUUUUAAUAUUAGCUAUUUAGAGAAUGUGUAGUGGUAUCUCCUGUAACUGCAUUUCCCUAAUGAUUCAUGAUGUUGAACGUUUUUAAUGUUUACUUUUGCCACCUGUAUAUUCCUUGAUAAAAUAUCCAGACUAUUUGCUGACUUUUUUUGUAAUGAGUGUUGACUGAUACUUUCCUUUUUAUUGAUAAUGAAGACAACGGAAAAAAUAUGUUGAAACUUCAUUCUUCAGUGACUUUGCUGAGUGGAAUAAACGUUUUUGAAUACCAGAAGAGUAUUCCCUCA